Melanotaenia boesemani (Boeseman's rainbowfish) is the source of this 6263-nucleotide messenger RNA. Its product is annotated as rho-related BTB domain-containing protein 2-like. The transcript has 10 exons. Gene Ontology annotation, biological process: small GTPase-mediated signal transduction. NCBI's taxonomy places the organism in Eukaryota, Metazoa, Chordata, Actinopteri, Atheriniformes, Melanotaeniidae. The coding region runs from base 633 to 2711 and encodes 692 amino acids. Gene Ontology annotation, molecular function: GTPase activity; protein binding; GTP binding. The record is from RefSeq and is a predicted model, not a curated record.
UGGACGGGUGGCCACUCCAUCUUUGGAGCUGUGGAAUGAGAUUUGUUCGACUUUAAAGUGGAUCAGUGUUUUGUAAUGAUUUCCCCCCUCUGCGCGCCUGCCUAUUAUUAGCUACGGAGGCCUUACAGUAAGUGGAGUUGGCUCCAUGACGGUCAGUGCUGCAGCUCUGCAACCCACCACUACACCGAGACCAGCGUUAAUGUUUUUGGCGAUGCAGUCGCACAUAUUCUAUUGAUCCAGGGGAUUUUUUUCCCCCCCGAAACGUCUGCGCUCGGUCGGCAAUUUUCAAGCCUCGUUCACCUUGCCUUGAAGAUGAAGUUAAAUACGAGCUGCCGUCAGGUGCAAGCCGCAUCCGAUGGAUCCCUGCUUUUUAUCAGGUUCAUCGACCAACCCGAUGCAGCACUUCCUUAUGUUGCGGUAAGGGGGAUCAACAACGUUUAUGACAACGGAGUCUAACUGAAUUUAUUUCCUUAUCGUUGGUGUUGCGAUGGAAUGAGUCGGAGCCAGAUAAAUAGGCUCAAGAGUCAGUGACGGGGCGUUGCAUAACGUGUAAUGCAGCAAAGCCUCAUGACUAGUGUCUCGGUGGUGGAGGGACUGUUCGGUCCUUCUGGCCCCAGCUGAACGAUUCUGAUAUGGACUAUGAGAGGCCAAACGUUGAAACUAUCAAGUGUGUGGUAGUAGGAGACAAUGCAGUUGGAAAGACCCGCCUUAUUUGCGCCCGAGCCUGCAAUGCCACACUGACUCAGUACCAGUUACUCGCUACACAUGUGCCCACAGUCUGGGCAAUUGACCAGUACAGAGUAUGCCAAGAAGUGUUAGAACGCUCCAGAGAUGUAGUGGAUGACGUCAGUGUGUCUCUCCGGCUCUGGGAUACUUUUGGAGACCAUCACAAGGACCGGCGUUUUGCUUAUGGCAGGUCUGAUGUUGUGGUACUGUGUUUCUCAAUCGCCAAUCCCAACUCACUGUACCAUGUGAAGACAAUGUGGUACCCUGAAAUCAAGCACUUCUGCCCCCGCGCUCCUGUCAUAUUGGUAGGCUGCCAGCUGGACCUGCGCUAUGCAGACCUAGAAGCAGUAAACAGGGCACGGAGACCAUUAGCCAGGCCAAUUAAAUCCAAUGAGAUUCUUCCUCCAGAGAGAGGCCGGGAGGUGGCCAAAGAGUUGGGAGUGCCAUAUUAUGAAACCAGUGUUGUUGCUCAGUUUGGAGUCAAGGACGUCUUUGAUAAUGCCAUCCGAGCUGCUCUCAUCUCACGCCGCCAUCUGCAGUUUUGGAAAUCUCACCUCAGAAAUGUUCAGCGGCCUCUCCUUCAAGCGCCCUUCCUGCCUCCAAAACCUCCCCCACCUAUUAUCACUGUGCCUCCUCCCCCAUCCACCACAGAGGAGCAUCCAGUUGGUCUUCUAGAGGACCCACACUGUGCUGAUGUCAUCCUGGUUUUGCAGGAGCGACAGAAAAUCUUUGCACACAAGAUAUACUUGGCAACAUCCUCCUCAAAGUUCUACGACCUCUUUAUCAUGGACACACAGAAUGAGGAGGCUGAAAAGCCCCCUCGGGCCCCUCUUUCUGGGAGAGAGCUGCUGAUGCGUGCUGCUAGUUUUGACGUGUGUGAGAGCAACGAUGAUGGAGAUAGAGCUAACCUGAGAGCCUGCACUAGUGAUGGGACCUUGAAAGACUCUGAAGGGGGCAGACGAGGCAGGUUGCUUUCCUCGUGGAGUCGAGCCUUUGUCAGCAUCCAGGAAGAGCUGGUAGAAGACCCUGUAACAUACAGCCCCAGACCCAUGACUGUAGUACACAUGGACCAGUCCAUGCAGCUUGGCCCUUUUCGAGCAGUUCUCCGCUACCUGUAUACAGGUGAGCUAGAUGAGAAUGAGAAAGAGCUAAUGCAAAUUGCACACAUUGCUGAGCUGCUGGAGGUCUUUGAUCUGCGGAUGAUGGUGGCAAACAUACUUAACAAUGAAGCCUUCAUGAAUCAAGAAAUCACCAAAGCCUUCCAUGUACGCCGCACAAACAGAGUCAAAGAGUGUUUGGCCAAAGGCACCUUUUCCGAUGUAGUAUUUAAACUAGAUGAUGGGACUAUCAUGGCCCACAAGCCCUUACUCAUUUCUAGUUGUGACUGGAUGGCAGCUAUGUUUGGUGGGCCCUUUGUGGAGAGUUGCACCAAAGAGGUGCUGUUUCCCAACACAACUCGCAGCUGUAUGAGGGCUGUGCUGGAGUAUCUCUACACAGGGAGGUUUUGUUCUCGGCCUGACCUGGAUGCAAUGGAGCUCAUUGUUCUUGCCAAUCGUCUUUGCCUCCCCCACCUGGUUGCACUUACAGAGCUCUACACAGUGACAGUAUUGACAGAGGCAGCGAUGAUGGGAGCUGACAUUGAUGGAGAUGUGCUGGUCUACUUGGAUAUGGCUCAGUUCCACGGUGCCCAGCAGCUCACUGGAUGGUGUCUGCAUCACAUCUGUACCAACUACAAUAGUGUCUGCCGAAAAUUUCCCCGCGAUAUGAAGGCCAAGUCUACAGAGAACCAAGAAUACUUUGAGAAACAUCGCUGGCCACCUGUUUGGUACUUGAAAGAAGAUGACCACUACCAAAGAGCACGCAAAGAGCGUGACAAGGAGGACUACCUGUACCAGAGACGGCAAUGUAAACGCAAGUGGCUCUUCUGGAACCUUCCCUCCUCCCCAAACUCAAACUCUCCCUCUGGCUCAUCUGCUGUCAUCUGACCCAGUGGUAAGGUCAUACCAAGUCUGGAGUGCAUAGCUGUGUGAGUGCAAGUUGUAAAAGAUACAGCAGAAGUUAAGCACUGCUUACUUGGUGCACCCAAAUAUUCAGGCGUGCUGUUUCUCGUCCUGCCUAGACAGGCAAACAACACUCCAGGCAAGUGAGAUUAGGUCAGUCUGGUGUAUAAAGUGAUGAGUUUUCUUCCUUAGAAUUUAGCUUUAGCUUGGUUUGUAUAAUGACUUGAACCUCAGUGACAUAAACCUUAUUGAUAAAUGUUAGUGUAACUGGCGCAAACAUUAACUCGUGUUCCACCAUCUGAGUAUUACACUUAUAAAAAUGGGACUCUGCUGGCACAGAUCUCUCCACCUGUGGUUAAAUUUAUCAUCAGUUAAUCAGUGAACUGAUAACCAAGUGCUGCUUAUCGGCUGCAACAACCAGCAAUUCAAGACAAUUCUUAAGUCUCAGAGAUGUAACAAUUUGCCCUUAAGUGUUUGUACAAUCUGCCAAACUGCAUGUACAGUAUGAUUUCAUAGAUCAGGUGGAACAUAAGCAUGGCCUGGCUGGAAACAGUUACUGGAUUCAUUCAUUCAAACUGCUCUCAUCAUGAUCAUAUCAGCAUAAAAGAAAAACAAUACUAGCCACUUCUACUCCUGUCAAUUUUUAUACUGUAACGUAAUUUGAUUUCUAAUUAUUUGUGCACAGCUUACACAACUAAAAACAGUGUGAGUCUGGACACACCAUUUACAUAUUGUUAUUUGUGGCUUUUUGUCACAAAAGGGCUUCAUUUCACACAAAUGCAUUCAGUGUCCUGUGACAAAAGAUAAUUCAAAUCAAGACAAAUAUGUUUAUUUUCUGAAAAAUGUCAGGAAAAAAAACAAGAAAUAAUUUAUAUGUGUUGCUGAAUGAGACUUCCUAGCGCACAUUUUCCAGGAUCAAUCAGUUUUAUACUGAAUGGCUCCAUCCUCUUGAUCACUGUUGUCCAGGAAAACAACCCAUAAUGCAUUUAUUUCAGAGUUGAAGGUAAUUACAAUUCUUUUAUGUAUGUAUCUGUCUCUGGUGGUGAUUUCACCUUUAGAGAUUUAUCUUAAAUUAGAGGCAACCUCCUGACUGUCUGAAGUUUGGAUAUGUAAGACUUGUACGUCUGAAAGGCCUGGGUGAGGUCUUCUCUGCAACGCUAGCACUUUCUGGACUCCACAGAGACACACACAAGAACCUCAAGUAGCAGCAUUAAGGACUGUAUGGCGUUAUGACAAACGGAGCAGAGGAGGAAACAAGGCCAAGAUAUUUAAUCUGUUUUCAAAACAGAUGGGAAGAUCAAAUCCUUUUUCUUGAUUUGUUUUGCAUACCUCAUAGGUACAUGUUCAAGAUUGUCAUCUACUGCUGUACUUGAUUGUAGGAUGAGCUGCAGAAUUACUUGUAUAAGCAGGCGUGGUGCUUAGUGAAGAUCGGUUGUAUUGUAAAUUGUAUAAAUUUCAUAUAAACCGCAAAUAACUUGCAUCACUCUAAUGUGCUGUUACCUAAUAUUGUGCACUGCAGGCAGUGAGCAGAAUCUUACAGUAUUAUUGAGUAAUACUGAAUAAACUUGACUUUUCUGACUUGUAUUUAGUUACAGUGCAGCUACAAACUGUUGCUGAAAAUUACUGAACACUCAUUGUGCUGACCUCCAGGUACAUCUGUUAUAUACUUUGGUUUAUACUGAAUUACUGGCAGUUCAAUAUAACAGUUGAAAAAUAGUAAAAAAUGAUAACAGUGCAAAGUAACGUAGACAUAUGCAUAUAUAAAUGGCAUCAUUAAGGUUUUGUGGCACAUUCAUAAAACAUGCAGUUAUCAAAACAGUGAUUGUAUUUGCUUGUGUAACAUAUGUUAACUGAAAGCUUGCUUUAAUGCUAUUUAUCAUUGAUAUAUCAUUGGAUGUUGUUUUCCACUCUUUCCAGACAUUUAGAGCCAAACAAAGAGCUUAAGAUUAUUAGAUAGUAUAAAUCAAUCAGUGACAAAACUAAUUUCCCUUUUAUAUCAACUUCUUAAUAACUACAUAGCAUAAAAUGCUUCACCAGAUUGUUUGCCAUUUAAAAUGUUAGACAUGUAGUUGUGCUGGUACUUUAGGCAGUGACUUUAAAUUAGUCUUGAUUUUUUUACAGUUUCUAUUCCUAAUUAAAGACAAUAUAUCUUGAUUUUUCAAAUAUAUUGGCCCACAUAUUCAGUCAUAAGGAAACACACGAACCUCCAGAAAUAUUGUAGAGGUAUAUACUAAUUCUAAAUUAUAAUAUGCCAUUUGAGUAUUAUGUAAUGUCUAGUUCACACAAAAUUCUGUUUAGCUUAACAGGUUAACAGCUGAAAGUCUUGGAGGAGGAAGGUCUUGGUGGUGCAACUGAUACAGUUCAUAGACAUGCAUUUCAUUCCUCAGUGCAUUGCAUCUCUCAGUGAAUCUUCUGCUGAUGUUUUGCAUCAACAACACCCCAUGCCUUAAUGUACAGUGUACUGUAGUGUAAGGUAUUGAAUGUAAAGUAUUGUUGCUGUGGUCACUAUCUUGUUUUGUUAUGUCUUAAGCUGCCAUGGUGCUCUCUGCGCUGUGGGUUAAUUUAUAAAUGUGCCCAAUCCUUAAGCUGGGUGUAAAGCAGUAGGUUUUUGACAACCAUAGGGAGUUUGAGGAGCGUGCUUCAGUUUAACUACUGCUAAGGGUUUGUCAUUUAAAAACAUAAAAAAAACCAAACAAAUUAAAGACUCUGAGCACCAAGGCUGCUUUGGACUAAUGACUAAUCAUCAACUUGUGACAUUGACCAUGAAAUGAAUGCAGGGAGUUCACAUUCAUUUGAUUGUUUCAAAGUUUCUUUAAUGAGCUUUUGAUUUUACUCAGUUACAAAAUGCUGAGACUGAUAUUAACUCAAAUACAUAUACAUUUAUAUAUAUAUAUAUAUAUAUAUAUAUAUAUAUAUAUAUAUAUAUAUAUAUAUAUAUAUAUAUAUAUAGUGCAAUGAUUUCUGCAUUGGCAUAGGAAUUGACACAAGCAUUUGCAUAUUGUAACAUAGACCCGAUUUUGUACUAUGCACAUUUAAAAGUCUGACUUUGAAACUACAAAAUUGCACUGCUUUGUAGGACCAGGUUCUCUUCAAUUUGCAUCAAAUGGUAUUGCAACAUUAUUAGAUAUGUAUAUAAUAUCAGGUAAGAAAAACAGAUUAGAUCACAAAUUACAAUGAAGUUGUCACUGGGGCCCUUUUCCAUGUGUUUGGGUGCUAUAUCACAGCUGCACAGAAGCACAAACCAAAGGGAGCUUUAGCAGCACCAGGACUGUAUUGUAUAUGCUGCACAAUCACUACUGUAUAGUUUAAGAGGCCUUGUUCAGGAAUGGUUGUUAAAAAAAAAAAAAAAAAAGAUAAAAGAAAAAAAAAAAAGAAGAAGAAUGUUUUCUCAGUGUUUGAUGCCUGGUUGACUUUUCAGUAGUCUCCAGGUAUUUUUGUUCUCAAGAGUUGUUUUUAUGAUUUAGGAGCUGUACAUCUGGAAUUCUGUAGCAUGUGUUCUUGAAAAUGUGUAAAUAAUAUUUAAUAAAUAAACAAAGA